This is a messenger RNA of Diatraea saccharalis (sugarcane borer), 663 nucleotides long. The record is from the annotation of a GenBank genome assembly. Lineage: Eukaryota; Metazoa; Arthropoda; Insecta; Lepidoptera; Crambidae.
AUGGGUUAUGUCUCACUAACUUUGUAUUCUGAGAAUGUAUCGUUCGUCGAAGCAUCUGUGGCUGCUGGUAAAGGCACAAAAACAAACAACCAAACGCGCGCUGAGAACCAGGUUCAAGGAAACGGCACGAUAGACUUCCCCGAGUUCCUGACGAUGAUGGCGCGCAAGAUGAAGGACACCGACAGCGAGGAGGAGAUCCGCGAGGCGUUCCGUGUGUUCGACAAGGACGGCAACGGGUUCAUAUCGGCCGCGGAGCUGCGCCACGUGAUGACCAACCUCGGGGAGAAGCUCACCGACGAGGAGGUGGACGAGAUGAUCCGCGAGGCCGACAUCGACGGCGACGGACAGCGAUCGCGGCGGGAGGGCGGAUGCGAUGCCGUCCGACCGCACCCACCUGCCGUGGACCGUGGGGGGUCGCAUCCGCCCGCCGACACACCCGUAGCUGGUGCAUGCGUGUCUAAUGCAGUAGUGGCAUGUGGCGGUGUGCAGCGCCUGCUUGUGUGUGUGUGUGUCGCCUACCACUUGCGAGCGCGCGGCCGGCUCUCUCACACCGUCUCUCACGCUCACUCUCUCUCCCUCUCUCUUUCUUUCUCUGCAUCUGUCUCGAGCGAGGGCGAGCGCUCGGCGCCGUGUCGAUCACCGUCACUCGAACCGAGCACCUAG